GCGGGCUGCGGGCUGCGAUCCGCAGAUCUCUGACUUCGUCCGCAUCCAUGCUGCCUGCAGCGUCCGGCCAGGAGGGCGGGAGCCGGGACCCGCUGGCCCCCGGCCUGGAGCCCCCAGGAAAUGCAAAAGACAUCAUGAUAAUAUAUGAAGACGAUGCUAAGGAAUGGGCUGUGUACUUGAGAGAAGUAUUUUUCCAUGUUGUGAAAAGAGAAGCAAUCCUGUUAUAUUGCUUAGACAGUUUCUCUCUUCAGCAUUUGGAAUUGCUAAGCUUAAACUCUUACAAAUGUAAACUUUUGAUAUUAUCCAAUGACCUGCUUAAAGACCUAACUUCAAAGAAGCGUCAGUUUCUGGAAGAAGUUCUUGACUCACCAGAAAGUGUUGUUACUCUGCUUUGUGGAAUGAAGAGCUCAAGUCAGCUAUAUAAAUUAUUAAAUAUCUCUGGAAGCCCAUGGGAAAUCUCAACAGAGCAGGAGCCUGAAGACUACAUUUCUAUCAUCAAGCAAAUCAUAUUCAGAGAUUCUGAAGACUACCUUGAGGUCAACAUUCCAGCCGACGUAGGAGUCAUGCAUUCUGGGGAAAUAAGUCAGAGAAAGGAUGGAGAAAAUUCAUCAGAAACUUCAAGAAGCACCAUGCCACUGGCAGUAGUGCUCCCUGCUGAAAUUCCAUGUGAGAAUCCUGGUGAGAUAUUCAUUCUUUUGAGAGAUGAAGUAAUUGCUGAAACUGUGGAAGUUGAAUUUACAUCAAACAAUAUGCACAUUAGAGCACAGCCGGCUCUUUGGAAUAAGAAAGUCUGGUAUAUGAAAGCUUUAGGUUAUUUCAUUGGUAGCAGAACACCCGAAUACUGCAUAACUUCUACCAAACAGAAUGACAUCGAAGAGUUUGAUGGCAUUCUUACAUCCAUAUUCAAACAUGAGAUAUCAUAUUAUGAAUUCCAGUCUCUUCAAAAUGAAACUUGCCCUCAAAAAGAAUAUACUCAUGCCAAACAACUACCAACUAUUCUCCACUGUGCAGCAAAAUUUGGUUUAAAGAACCUGGCUAUUCAUUUGCUUCAAUGUUCAGGAGCAAUCUGGGCAUCUAAGAUGAAAAAUAUGGAUGGUUCAGACCCAGCACAGAUUGCUGAAAGGUGUGGUCACAAAGAACUCAAGAAAAUCUUCGAAGAUUUCUCAAUCCAAGAAAUGAGCAGAAAUAAUGAUCAAGAAAAUGACUAUGAAGAAGAUAUUUUCUCAUUUUCUGCAUAUUCUCCCUCCACGCAGUACCCAGCAUUGCAUCAUGAAAGCUGGAAGACCUACAGGCAGAGUACAGAUGGUGCCGAGGCAACUGAAGGGACCAGGGAGGAAGAGGAGCCUGAAUCAGGGGCCCAGGAGAGGCACAGCCCCUCAGAGGCUGGCAGUGCAAGUCCUGAGGACCAGUAUGAUGACUUGUAUGUGUUCAUUCCCGGAAAUGACCCAGAAAGUCAUUCACAAGAGCCACUCGUGUGCUGCAGACCACCUCUUCCCCCACCAAGACCUGUGUCUGCUGCCUUCCAACUGGAAAAACCUCACUUCACAUUGCAAACAGGGAGAACCGCGGAAGGACAAGUAGAAAGGAGUCAAAACUGGAGUUAUUCUAGUGCCAGACAAGAAAAGAGAGAUGAACCCAAAGUAGAAGAAGAAAAGAAAGAAGAUGAAAAUAAACAGGAGGAGGAAGACCCUUACACUUUUGCUGAGAUUGAUGACAAUGAAUAUGACCAGAUCCUGGCCAAUAUGAGUGUAAAGAAGAAAACCGGAAGUCGGUCCUUCAUUAUAAACAGACCUCCUGCCCCUACACCUCGACCCACAAAUGUACCUCAGAAGGAGGAAACAACACCUUACAUAGCUCAAGUGUUCCAACAAAAGGCAGCAAGAAGACAAUCUGAUGAUGAAAAGUUCCAUGGUCUUCCUAAGAAACCAGACAAAGCUCAGACGGAGAGUCCAGCCUUUUCUAUUGCGAGCGGCUAUCUGGCCUCUGGGCAGGAAGAGCUCAUUCUCCUGCAGGAGAAAGUCAAGAAAGGGAAAAUAUCUGUGGAUGAAGCUCUGGAGAAAUUUAAGCACUGGCAAAUGGAAAAGAGUGGCUUGGAAAUAAUUCAGCAGGAAAAACUACGUCAACUCCGAGAUAGCAUUAUUGGGAAAAGGCCAGAAGAAGAACAUUUCUAUGGUAAGUGA
Ictidomys tridecemlineatus (thirteen-lined ground squirrel) is the source of this 2180-nucleotide messenger RNA. Lineage: Eukaryota; Metazoa; Chordata; Mammalia; Rodentia; Sciuridae. The record is from RefSeq and is a predicted model, not a curated record.